AUGCCUAACAAAAUUCAAGACCUCCAUACCGUGGACGACAAGUCCUUCGAUUAUGUCUUCGAGCAGAAUGCCACUGUGACACUGAGAUCAAGCGAAGGCUUGGUUCGUGUCAAUGUAUACCGACCAAAGACAUCUGAGAAGGUCCCUGUAUUGGUUACCUACGGACCUUAUGGAAAGGACAUCCCAUAUGCUGACUUCCAUGCAAAAAGUUACUCGGAGGUCAAUCCUGAACACAAGUCAGAGCACUCAGCAUGGGAAACUCCUGACCCUGCUUUCUGGACCAAGAAUGGGUACGCAGUAGUCCGUGCUGACGAGCGUGGGCUGGGUCAAUCUCCUGGUCUGCUCGACACUAUGUCAAGGGGUACCUCAGAAGCCUUCUUUGAUGUGGUCGAAUGGUGUGCGGAGCAAGAGUGGUCGUCUGGAAAGGUCGGUCUUCUUGGUAUCAGUUAUUUCGCUGGAUCGCAGUGGCGUGUGGCCGCAAGAAAUCCCAAGGGGUUGUCUGCUAUUGUACCUUGGGAGGGUAUGUCAGACUACUACAGAGAUCGUUGCCGUCAUGGUGGUAUUCUGUCCAACCAGUUCAUCAGAUUCUGGUGGAACCGCCAAAUCAUCACCAACCAAUAUGGACGACCAGGCCGCAAGGCAAGCAACUGGGGCCCAGACACAAUUGAGGGUGAUCUCUCGGAUGAGGAAAGAGCUGCGAACAGACAAGACCAGAACAUCGACAACCAAAGAAACUACUUCCGCGACGAACCCUACUACGCUUCGAAAGAGUACGACAUGGGUGACAUCAGGGUGCCGCUGCUCUCCGUCGCUAACUGGGGCGGCAUCCUGCUCCAUCUUCGUGGAAACAUCGAGGGUUUCACCCACGCCGGUUCCGAGUUCAAGUAUCUUCGCUGUAUCACUGGCCGUCACGAUCUUCCCUUCUACUACAAUGAGGAAGUUGAGAUCCAACGCAGUUUCCUCGAUGCCUUCCUCAAGGGUGAAGACAGAGUUGGCUGGGCUACUAAGGGCAAGGUCCCUACGGUGGAUAUUGUCCUUCGCAAGGGCGAUGUUGGCUUCAACGAUGCCAAAGCAGAACAAACCUACCCUAGAAGACAAGAGAACGAGUGGCCGAUUGCAAGAACACAAUACACGAAUUACUAUCUCACACCCGAGAAGGAGCUCGUGACUUCGACUCCUUCAGGGAAGGCCAAGCUCGGCUACAGAGCUCUAGGCACGCUUGAGAAGCCUGAGAUGAUUCAGUUCACCACUCCUGCCUUCGAGAAGGAGACAGAGAUCACUGGUCAUGUCACAGCUCGUCUCAACGUCUCACUGACACCAGAUACCACCGGCCCUACACCUACCGACAUCGAUCUCUUCGUAACUCUCAGACACAUCUCGCCCGAAGGCAAGGAGGUCUUCUACACAGGAACUGCUGGAGACCCAGUUCCACUCUGCAAGGGAUGGCUGCGUGUAUCUAUGCGCAAGACCAAUCCCGAGCACUACAAGCACCGUCCUUACCUGCCCCACAGAGACUACUUCAGUACCGACAAGCUGCCCGUCAUCCCUGGAGAGGUAUACCCUGUGGAUAUUGAAAUCUGGCCCACCAACGUCGUUGUCGACAAGGGUGGUAAGAUUAUCUUCGAGGUCUCCAGUGGUGAUACUCAAGGCUCUGGCAUCUUUGGUCACAACGACCCCGUUGAUCGAUCGGAGGAAAAGCUCAAGGGUACAAACUUCAUUCACUUCAGCGAUAAGUUUGUCAAUUAUGUCACUCUUCCCGUCAUUCCCCCUAAGGAGGAGUAG
Molecule: messenger RNA, 1782 nt
Organism: Aureobasidium melanogenum CBS 110374
Lineage: Eukaryota; Fungi; Ascomycota; Dothideomycetes; Dothideales; Saccotheciaceae
Product: alpha/beta-hydrolase
Exons: 3
Coding region: 1-1782 (593 amino acids)
Molecular function (GO): dipeptidyl-peptidase activity
Source: RefSeq, a predicted model, not a curated record